Molecule: messenger RNA, 502 nt
Organism: Teleopsis dalmanni
Lineage: Eukaryota; Metazoa; Arthropoda; Insecta; Diptera; Diopsidae
Product: inducible metalloproteinase inhibitor protein
Exons: 2
Coding region: 5-457 (150 amino acids)
Source: RefSeq, a predicted model, not a curated record
UUUCAUGAAAUACUACUCGCAUAUCUUAACAGGUUCAUCUAAACGUCGUUGCUUAGGUGCAAAUGAGUGUGAUAUUCAUGCUGAACCAAGCUGUCGUCCUAUUGGUGGUUGUGAACGCUUCUGUAAACGUGGUGCAGAAUGCACCAGAGCAAUUGAUGAUUGCUAUUGCCGCAGUGGUUUUGCACGUAAUGGAAAUGGUCAAUGCAUACCAAAAUUGGAUUGUCCUAGAGCUUGUGGCCAAUUUGAAUGCCAUAACAGUAAUCCAAGUUGUAGCUGUGAAAUGUACUGCCGUAGGAGGCCAAACUGUAUUGUUUCGCUGAGUGGCUGUCACUGUGCACGCGGAUUUGCCAGAGACGAUAACAACUUUUGUGUUCCACAAACAAUGUGCCCUUGGUCAAUUGGUAGACGACGCUUUCCCAUAACAGCAAGAACAACAACAACAAAAAUUGUCAUUUAAAUUUUAUCUUAUUUUGAACGUUUCAUUGUAAAUAUUCAAUGAGAA